This is a messenger RNA of Pediculus humanus corporis (human body louse), 432 nucleotides long. RefSeq lists its product as uncharacterized. Lineage: Eukaryota; Metazoa; Arthropoda; Insecta; Psocodea; Pediculidae. The record is from RefSeq and is a predicted model, not a curated record. The coding region runs from base 1 to 432 and encodes 143 amino acids. The transcript has 6 exons.
AUGGAUAGGUACAUCGGAGCGACGGGAUUUUAUAUAUGUGGGGACCUAUAUAUAUGCAUUUGUAAGGGAGAAUCGAAAUGGUCACGUUUUCGUGCGUUCGUAAUCGUGCGUUUUGUGUUUUGCGUUCUUUGGAAUUAUCAACGAAUUUUUUUGGCCCGUCACGAUUUUUUUAUAUUGUUUCUUAAGAACGAUUUAACCGUGACCGACGAUACGGUUUUAGAAGAGCAUAACGAAGAUCCAAGUUUGGUACAAAUGAGAUUAAUCGGAGAUGGAGUUGUGGAUUCGAUAAUGAGAGGUGAAGUUGUUGGCAUCACACCUAGAAGGUCAAGGUCGUCUGCAGUUUUAACGCAGCAUCAGCAACAUUCGUUUUCUUUUUUGUUUGUUUUUAUAUACUGGAUUUUAUUGAUUUUCGUUCACCUUGAAAAAUGUUAA